AUGCGCGGAUACCCAAAGAAAAACGCCAGCCUGCGCUACGUGCUGCACGUUAGGCUGAUGCUUGUCGCUCUUGAUUCAUUACUGGGUGGUAAAUGCCGUGGACGGUUGGAGCACAACCUGUUGGAGCACGACGGCCUGUUGGAGCACGACGGCUUGUUGGAUCACAGCCUGUUGGAGCACGGACUGUUGGAGCACGGCCUGUUGGAGCACGGACUGUUGGAGCACAGCCUGUUGGAGCACGGACUGUUGGAGCACGGACUGUUGGAGCACGGACUGUUGGAACAUGGACUAUUGGAGCACGGCCUGUUGGAGCACGCACUGUUGGAGCACGGUCUGUUAAAGCACGCCUUGUUGGAGCACGGCCUGUUGGAGCACGGACUGUUGGAACAUGGACUGUUGGAGCACGGCCUGUUGGAGCACGGACUGUUGGAACAUGGACUGUUGGAGCACGGCCUGUUGGAGCACGGCCUGUUUGAAAACGGCCUGUGGGAGCACGGCCUGUUGGAGCACGGCCUGUGGGAGCACGGCCUGUUGGAGCACGGCAUGUUGGAGCACGGCCUGUUGGAGCACUGGUCUUCACCCGACGUCGGCAGUGAACGCAACGGAGCUGGGUUCCAUGGAUACGGCGUUCUGGUUACAAAUCCGAAAGUUAUAAUUACUCUUGAAGCCAAUGUCCAGGCGAAGUACGAGGUCGGCAAAUUGCACUACCGUGAUGAUGUAGGCGAGGCCUCGUUGACCGAAAUUCGAGUGUCUGCUUAUGGCUUGCGACUGCGGUGCGACUGCGUGGACCCCGCAAUGAUUG
Hyalella azteca is the source of this 802-nucleotide messenger RNA. Its product is annotated as glutamine-rich protein 2. NCBI's taxonomy places the organism in Eukaryota, Metazoa, Arthropoda, Malacostraca, Amphipoda, Hyalellidae. The transcript is spliced from 4 exons. The record is from RefSeq and is a predicted model, not a curated record. The annotation marks the transcript as partial.